Molecule: messenger RNA, 3599 nt
Organism: Triticum urartu
Lineage: Eukaryota; Viridiplantae; Streptophyta; Magnoliopsida; Poales; Poaceae
Source: RefSeq, a predicted model, not a curated record
GGGCUUGACUUGCUUCACCAAAGCAAGUUGUACACGCACACGCACGUCCACACUCCCACCCCGAGUCAAACAUUUGGCGUUUUGGCGCCAAAUCCAGGCGCACGCGGCCUGGUUAAGUUAGGCAGCCACCUUCUCCCCCGCGCGCCUCGUCUGCAGCUCCAGCUGCUUCCUCCAAGCUCUCCCGCUCCCCAUAAAACCACGGCAUUGUAGCAGACGUAGCUAUCAGAUGCUCGCCGGUGCACUGUGCACGUCCACCUCAUCCUCGCGGCCACCACCCACGUCCUGUCGGCCCCAAUGGCCAAGUUGCUCGCCAUCCCAAUCAUCGUCAUCCUCCAUGUCGCCCUCAUCGUGCCGAUCGCUGUCCCCGCCGCCGCCGCCGCCAUGCCACAGGCACCAGGAGCAGCAGCGCCAGUACUGGCCGACGACCGGUCCGCGCUCCUCGAUUUCCUCUCCGGCGUCUCGGCCGACCCCGGCGUCGCCCUCGCCGACUGGGGCCGCUCGCCGCGGUUCUGCAACUGGACUGGCGUCGCGUGUGACCACAGGCGGCGCGUCACCCAGCUGGUUCUCAGCGGCCGCGGGAUCCGCGGCGUGCUCUCGCCGGCGCUGGGGCGGCUGUCCUUCAUCUCGGUUCUUGAUUUGUCCAGCAACGCGUUCGCGGGUGGGAUCCCGGAGGAGAUUGCCGCGCUGUCGAGGCUGACGCAGCUGAGCCUGACGAACAACCUGCUCGAGGGCGCGAUCCCCGCCGGCAUCGGGCUCCUCCGGGAGCUCUACUACCUCGACCUCAGCGGCAACCGGCUCUCCGGCGGCAUCCCGGACACGCUCUUCUGUAACUGCUCUGCGCUGCAGUACAUGGACCUCGCCAACAACUCCCUUGCCGGGGACAUCCCGUACUCCGGCGAAUGCCGCCUCCCCAGCCUCCGUUACCUCCUCCUCUGGUCCAAUGAACUCUCUGGCCCGAUCCCGACGGCGCUGUCCAACUCCGCCAUUCUCGAGUGGGUCGACUUCGAGUCCAACUACCUGGCCGGCGAGCUGCCACCGCAGGUGUUCGACAGGUUGCCGCGGCUCCAGUACCUCUACCUCUCCUACAACAACCUCUCCAGCCACGACGGGAACACCAACCUCGACCCUUUCUUCCACUCCCUCAGCAACUGCACUCGCCUCCAGGAGCUCGAGCUCGCCGGGAACGGCCUCGGGGGCAGGUUGCCGUCGUUCAUCGGCGAGCUCUCGCGCAGCUUCCGGCAGAUCCACCUCGAGGACAACGCCAUCUCGGGAUCCAUCCCGCCCAACAUCUCCGGCCUCGUCAACCUCACGUACCUCAACCUCUCCAAUAACCUCAUCAACGGCUCCAUCCCGCCGGACUUAUCGCGCAUGCGGCGGCUCGAGCAGCUGUACCUCUCCAACAACCUCCUCUCCGGCGAGAUCCCCCAGUCCAUCGGUGAGCUCCCGCACCUCGGCCUCCUCGACCUCUCCGGCAACCGCCUCGCCGGCGCCAUCCCAGACACGUUCUCCAACCUCACGCAGCUCAGGAGGCUGAUGCUGCACCACAACCGACUUGCCGGUGCCAUUCCGCCGAGCCUCGGCGACUGCGACAACCUCGAAAUCCUCGACCUCUCCUACAAUGGCCUCCAGGGCGAGAUCCCAGCGCACGUCGCCGCCAUGAGCAACCUCAAGCUGUACCUGAACCUCUCCAACAACCACCUGGAGGGCUCUCUCCCUCUCGGGCUCAGCAAGAUGGACAUGAUCCUCGCGCUCGACCUGUCGUCCAACGAGCUCGCCGGCACGAUCCCGUCGCAGCUCGGCGGCUGCGUCGCGCUCGAGUACCUCAACGUCUCCGGCAACGCGCUGCGGGGCGCGCUCCCGGAGGCCAUCGCGGCGCUGCCGUUCCUGGAGGCCAUCGACGUGUCGCGGAACGAGCUCUCGGGUGCCCUGCCAGAGACCCUGCAGGUGUCCACGUCGCUCCAGGAAGCGGACUUCUCGUACAACAACUUCUCCGGCGUGGUGCCCCACGCCGGCGUGCUAGCGAAUCUGUCCGCGGCGGCGUUCCGAGGCAACCCCGGCCUCUGCGUUGCCGGGCAUAUCCCCGGCAUUGCGACGUGCGGCGCGAGACGUGCCGAUCACCGGCGAGCGGUGGUCCCCGCCGCGUUCGGCAUCGUCGCGGCCGUGUGCAUGAUGCUCUUCGCGGCCGGGUGCCGGUCGAUGGCGACGGCGAGAUCAAGGCGGCGCUCGACGUGGCGCGUGGACAUCGAGCAGCAGGCGGCGGAGAGGGAGCACCCGAGGAUAUCCUACAGGGAGCUCUCCGAUGCCACGGGUGGCUUCGCAGAGUCUCGCCUGAUCGGCGCCGGGCGGUUCGGGCGAGUCUACGAGGGGACGCUCCGCGGCGGCGCGCGCGUGGCCGUGAAGGUGCUCGCGGACCCGAAGGGCGGCGGCGAGGUGUCCGUCAGCUUCAAGCGCGAGUGCGAGGCGCUCCGGCGGACGCGGCACAAGAACCUCAUCCGGGUGAUCACCACCUGCAGCACGGCCAGCUUCAAUGCGCUGGUGCUGCCGCUGAUGCCGCACGGCAGCCUCGAGGCGCACCUCUACCCGCACGACGACGACGGCGGCGGCGGCAGCAGCAGCAGACUAGGUUUCGGGCAGCUGGUGAGCAUCGCGAGCGACGUGGCCGAGGGGAUGGCCUACCUGCACCACUACGCGCCGGUGAGGGUCGUGCACUGCGACCUCAAGCCGAGCAACGUCCUCCUCGACGACGGGAUGCGCGCCGUGAUCUCCGACUUCGGCAUCGCGCGGCUCGUCGCCGGCGCCGAGGCAAGCAGCAGCUCGAGCGACGACUCCGCCGCUCCGUGCAACUCCAUCGCCACCGGACUGUUGCAGGGUUCAGUUGGCUACAUCGCACCUGAGUACGGAUUAGGAGGCCACCCGUCGGCGCGGGGCGACGUGUACAGCUUCGGCGUGCUGAUCCUGGAGCUACUCACCGGGAAGCGGCCGACGGACGUGAUCUUCGACGAGGGGCUAACGCUGCACGACUGGGUCAGGCGGCACUACCCGCACGACGUCGCCGGCGCCGUCGCCCACGCGCCGUGGCGGCGGGACGGCACGGUGGCCGAUAUGGCGGUCGUGGAGUUGAUGGAGCUCGGGCUGGCGUGCACGCAGCACUCGCCGGCGCUGCGGCCCACCAUGGCGGACGUCUGCCACGAGAUCACCAUGAUCAAGGACGGACUGGCCAAGCACGCCGGCGCCGACGACGGUGACCGGUCGUUCUCCACGAUCAAGGACUCGCUCUUCUCCAACUCAAGUUAAUCAACACCCAGAAACCAAUUGAGAUGACAAGAAUUAGAGCAUCUCCAACAGGUGUUGUAGAUCCUAAAACCCUCCUCCAAAUGUACACGCAAUAUUUUUUACAUCUUCAUCUUCAGAUGUAAAAUACAACACCCCUUGAAGAUGUAAAAUGGCCGGUCGCACAUCAACCGUUUUCAUUUUUGUCCCGCCAGCCUUCGCCGCCGGCGAUUUUUGGCUGGUAACAUUGCCGCCACCGCCCGUCCGUCCAUCCCUGACCCCGCUGCGACCCCGCCGGCCAUCCCCGCCGCAUCGCCGUUGCCGACCGC